Messenger RNA from Saccostrea cuccullata (small rock oyster), 3448 nucleotides. RefSeq names its product exosome RNA helicase MTR4-like. The transcript has 25 exons. The record is from RefSeq and is a predicted model, not a curated record. Gene Ontology annotation, molecular function: RNA binding; RNA helicase activity; ATP binding. Lineage: Eukaryota; Metazoa; Mollusca; Bivalvia; Ostreida; Ostreidae. Gene Ontology annotation, biological process: RNA catabolic process; maturation of 5.8S rRNA. Gene Ontology annotation, cellular component: nucleus. The coding region runs from base 77 to 3154 and encodes 1025 amino acids.
GGAAUCCAAAGAACCGAAAACACAUGCUGCAAGUCAAUAUUGAAUCAAUUCACCAUAAACCUACAAGGAUCUAGGGAUGGCAGAUGGUUUUGAGGACGAUUUAUUUAACGUGUUUGAUGGAGCUGAAAGUAAGCAACAGCCAAGUACAUCGAAAGGGGGUGGCCCUCCAAAGUCUGAUGCCACAAGAACAGAGGAACUCUUACAGAGCAUUGUAAGCAAUAAACGAGCGGCAGAAGAAAAUGUGGAGGAGGAACAACAUCAGGCCAAAAAACAGAGGGCAGAGGUCACACGGAAAACAGAGGUCAUGUCCAGAAUCCAGGUCCACCGAGUAGAGACAGUAGAGGCCUGCUUACACGAGGUGGCUAUUCCCCCGGAGGCCGAGUUUGUGCCCCUGAAGCCCAUGAUGGAGAAGCCUGCCAAGGAAUACCCCUUCAUCCUCGACCCAUUCCAGAAAGAGGCUCUGUUAUGUCUGGAGAACAAUCAGUCUGUCCUGGUGUCCGCUCACACAUCGGCUGGGAAAACUGUCGUCGCUGUUUAUGCCAUUGCGAUGUCUUUGCGAGAUAAACAGAGAGUAAUCUACACCUCCCCGAUUAAAGCCCUCAGUAACCAGAAAUACCGGGAACUUUACGAGGAAUUCCAGGACGUGGGUCUGAUGACCGGUGAUGUCACCAUAAACCCCACGGCCAGCUGUCUGGUGAUGACCACAGAGAUUUUGAGGAGCAUGCUGUACAGGGGGUCAGAGGUCAUGAGGGAGGUGGGCUGGGUCGUGUUUGAUGAAAUUCACUACAUGAGAGACAAAGAGAGAGGCGUAGUUUGGGAGGAGACCAUUAUCUUACUCCCUGACAACGUUCACUACGUCUUCCUGUCGGCCACCAUACCUAACGCCCGACAGUUCGCUGAGUGGAUCUGUCAUCUCCACAAACAGCCCUGUCAUGUUGUGUACACAGACUACCGCCCCACACCUCUACAACAUUACAUAUUCCCUUCAGGAGGAGAUGGAAUACAUUUGGUGGUGGAUGAAAAUGGAGAAUUCAGGGAAGAGAACUUCAGUACAGCAAUGUCAGUGUUACGUGACGCAGGGGAGGCCGCCAAGGGGGACCAGAGGGGCCGCAAAGGGGGAUUUAAAGCUCAAGAGUCCAACUGCUUUAAGAUUGUGAAGAUGAUCAUGGAGAGAAAUUUUGCCCCAGUUAUUGUGUUCAGCUUCAGUAAAAAGGACUGUGAGGCGUACGCCAUGCAGAUGUCUAAACUGGACUUUAAUUCAGAGGAGGAGAAAGGUUUAGUGGACGAGGUGUUUAACAACGCUAUAGAUAACCUGUCAGACGAGGACAAAAAACUACCACAGGUGGAGAAUGUGUUACCUCUACUGAGGAAAGGAAUAGGAAUCCAUCACUCUGGUCUGCUACCCCUGCUGAAGGAAACCAUUGAGAUUUUGUUUUCUGAGGGCCUUAUAAAGGCCCUGUUUGCCACAGAGACUUUCUCCAUGGGACUUAACAUGCCGGCGAGGACCGUCCUGUUUACAGCGGCACGCAAGUUUGACGGCAAGGACUUCCGCUGGGUGACCUCGGGAGAAUACAUUCAGAUGAGCGGACGAGCAGGUAGACGUGGAAUCGAUGACAGAGGAAUCGUCAUCCUGAUGGUCGACGAAAAAAUGAGUCCUUCAGUCGGCAAGCAGAUUGUCAAGGGCCAGGCUGAUCCUCUGAACUCUGCCUUCCACUUGACGUACAACAUGGUACUUAACUUGUUACGUGUGGAGGAGAUCAAUCCAGAAUACAUGUUAGAGAGGUCAUUCUAUCAAUUCCAGAACUACGCCGCCAUACCAGAUCUCUGUGAGAAGCUGAAAGAAACAGAGGAAAAGUACAAAAAACUGAAGGUAGAAAACGAGGACAGUGUGGCGGCGUACUACAAAAUCCGUCAACAGCUAGACAACCUAGGCAAGGAGCUCCGAUCCUACAUACAGAAACCACAGUAUAUACUACCCUUCCUACAGCCUGGUAGAUUAAUACAGGUGAAGAAUGAAAAUGAUGAUUUUGGAUGGGGAGCAGUCAUUAAUUUCCAAAAGAAAGCAAAUCAGAGUAAAACUCCCUCGGGAUCAGAAUCGUCAUACGUAGUGGAGGUUUUAUUAAACCUCUCAAAAGAAACUUCCCGAAGUAAAGAUGUGAACGCAAUCAAACCGUGCCCUAAAGGAGGAAGGGGAGAGAUGCAGGUUGUACCUGUUCUUGUCCGCCUGGUACAGGCCAUUAGUGCAGUAAGGUUAUACAUACCUGGUGACCUCCGACCUUUAGACAACAGACAGAGUGUGCUGAAGUCAAUACAGGAAGUAGAGAAGAGGUUCCCUGACGGGGUGCCAUUGCUGGAUCCAAUAGAAGACAUGGGGAUCAAGGAGAAAGGCCUCAAGGACAUCGUCAGGAAAAUUGAAGCUUUUGAACAAAGAAUGUACUCCCAUCCACUUCAUAAAGAUGGCAAUUUGAAGAGUCUGUACCAACAAUAUCAAACCAAAGCACAGGUUGGAAAUGAGAUAAAGGCCUUAAAAACAGAACUCAAGAAAAAGAAAUCACUGCUACAGAUGGACGAGUUAAAAUGUCGUAAGCGGGUUUUACGAAGAUUGGGUUACUGCACGGCAUCUGACGUCAUUGAAUUGAAAGGCAGGGUAGCUUGUGAGAUCAGCAGUGGAGACGAGUUACUGUUAACAGAGCUCUUAUUUAACGGUGUGUUUAAUGACCUGAGCUAUCAGCAGUGCUGCGCCCUGGUGUCCUGUUUUGUGUUCCAGGAGAAUGCGGGUAAUGAGAUGCCCAAACUAACAGAGGAACUUUCCGGUCCACUCAGAAUCAUGCAGGACACAGCAAGGAGGAUUGCGCGAGUGAGUAUAGAGGCCAAGUUAGAACUGAAUGAGGAAGAAUACGUCACACAAUUCAAACCUCACAUGAUGGACGUCGUGAACUCCUGGUGUAACGGCGCCUCGUUCGCUCAGAUCUGUAAACUGACCAAUAUAUUUGAAGGCAGUAUUAUCCGUUGUAUGAGGCGUUUGGAGGAGACCCUUCGACAACUUAUGCAGGCAGCUAAAGCUAUUGGAAAUGCGGAACUUGAAAACAAAUUUGCUGAAGGGAUCAGGAGUAUCAAGAGAGACAUUGUGUUUGCUGCCAGUUUAUAUUUGUAGUGUACAAUAACAUCAAAGUACUAAAAGUACUGACAGGUGCUAUUAACAGUCCAGCUAGACUUGUAGUGCUCAGUUCAUCAUAGUACCAAGGCACACACCAAGAGGAACUAAAAUCAGUCAAGCUACAUCUGUAGUCUGCAUCCGCAAUGAGUGACAACUGGCAGGCAUGAUAUAAACCAUCAUUAAUCACAAUAUAUGUUCUGUGGGAAAGGUGAUUUCAAGCAUCGUUAACCCCACAGAGAGAAACAGUAAAUCAGAAGACAAUUUUUAGCUCUGGUGAUCAAGAAAAUGCUU